Penaeus indicus is the source of this 948-nucleotide messenger RNA. RefSeq lists its product as uncharacterized. Bases 1 to 948 code for a protein of 315 amino acids. The record is from RefSeq and is a predicted model, not a curated record. NCBI's taxonomy places the organism in Eukaryota, Metazoa, Arthropoda, Malacostraca, Decapoda, Penaeidae. The transcript has 2 exons.
AUGAAACUCCUGGUUGCCGCCUUCCUCGUGGCUACAGCUACUGCUACACCCGAAGGAUACAGGUCUUCCGGGCCCUCUACAGGAGGCUCAUCUGGCAAAGGAUUUUCUCGUGGAGGAGGAUUCUCUGGUGGAGGUUUCUCCGAUGGACGACAAUUCUCUAAUGGAGGAGGUUUCUCUGGCGGAGGAGGAUUCUCAGGCGGAAGAGGAUUCUCUAGUGGAGGAAGGCACUCUGGCGCUAGUGGACCUUCAUCUUCCUCAGGACAGGGGGGAUCUAGAGGAAGAUGUAAUGUAGGAGAGAUCCGACAUGUAGACGGGUCUUGCGUCACUCCAGUCGUUACCAGAAAUGUAUUCGUUUACGACGCCCCUGAACAACCCCAACAGCAGAAUGGUUCACCAGCAAACGUUCCACCGCCGAGAAUUAAUCACAACAUCCUCUUUGUGCGUAUUCCUGAAGGAGGUACAGGUCCCGAGCCAAUUGUUAUACCACCACCAAGGCAGGAGAAUGUUGUAUACGUCCUUAACAAGAAUGAGGGAGGAGGAGGACAGCGAGUUAUCGAGGUACCUGCUCCUCCUCCUUCUGAUCCUGAGGUGUUCUUCGUCAAUUAUGCAGAAGGAGAAAAUCCUAGACUCCCUAUCGGCGUGGAUCUCCAGACGGCUCUACAAGCGGCUGCCAAUGGAGGAGGACGAGUCUUAGGUGGCGGCGGAGGUGCAGGAGGUGCUGGAGGUGGAGGCACUGGCGUUGGGGGAGGGCAAGGGGGUGCCGUGUUUGGAAGUGGUUUUGGAGGAAAUGGAGGAGUUGGCAAUGCUUCGGGUGGUGGACUUAGAAGUGGUGCUAGACAAAGAGGAGGUGGAAUCGGCAAUGGCUUUAGUGGAUCAGGUAGUGGAUUUGGUGCUAGCUCAGGAAGAGGACUUAAUACUCCAAGCGGUAGUUAUGGUCCACCCAAAUGA